Olea europaea var. sylvestris is the source of this 2356-nucleotide messenger RNA. Its product is annotated as probable beta-D-xylosidase 5. The record is from RefSeq and is a predicted model, not a curated record. Bases 1 to 1995 code for a protein of 664 amino acids. The transcript has 5 exons. Gene Ontology annotation, cellular component: plant-type cell wall. Gene Ontology annotation, molecular function: alpha-L-arabinofuranosidase activity; xylan 1,4-beta-xylosidase activity. NCBI's taxonomy places the organism in Eukaryota, Viridiplantae, Streptophyta, Magnoliopsida, Lamiales, Oleaceae. Gene Ontology annotation, biological process: arabinan catabolic process; xylan catabolic process.
AUGGAUUUUAAGUUAUCAACUUCUACUUAUCCUUUCUUUUUCUUUUUUUUGGUUAAUCUAUUUUUUCAGGUGACACCACAAGAUUUGGAGGAUACAUUUCAGCCACCAUUUAAAAGCUGCGUAGAAGAGGGGCAUGUGAGCAGUGUAAUGUGUUCAUACAACAGGGUGAAUGGAAUUCCUACUUGUGCUGAUCCAAAUCUUCUUAAAGGAGUAAUCAGAGACAAAUGGGGUCUAGAUGGAUACAUUGCUUCAGAUUGUGAUUCUAUCGAGGUUUAUUACGAUUCAAUAAAUUACACUGCUACACCGGAGGAUGCUGUUGCUCUUGCCCUCAAAGCAGGUUUGAAUAUGAAUUGUGGAGAUUUUCUAGGCAGGUACACAGAGAAUGCAGUGAAAUUAAACAAGGUGGAUGAAUCAACUGUAGAUCAGGCCCUAAUAUACAACUACAUAGUACUAAUGAGACUUGGCUUCUUUGAUGGAGACCCCAAAAUGCUUCCAUUUGGAAAAUUAGGACCGUCUGAUGUAUGCACAGAAGAUCACAAAAUGUUGGGAGUUGAAGCAGCAAAGCAGGGAAUAGUAUUGCUAGAAAACAAUGGGAUUCUGCCUUUGUCCAAAAAUGACACAAAAAAUUUAGCUGUUAUAGGUCCCAAUGCCAAUGUCACCUCGACCAUGUUAAGUAUCUAUGCUGGCGUACCAUGUCAAUAUACUACUCCUUUACAAGGAUUACAAAAUUACGUGCCAUCUUUCAGAUACGAGCCAGGAUGCUCUGAUGUGGGCUGCAAUGAUGACAGCCAAAUCGAGGCUGCAGCUAAUGCGGCAGCUGCAUCUGAUGUGGUGAUAAUCGUGGUGGGGCUUGACCAGUCCAUUGAAAGAGAAGGGCUCGAUAGGGUAAAUUUGACCUUGCCAGGAUUUCAAGAGAAGCUUGUAAAUGAAGUUGCUAACUCAACAAACGGAUCUGUGAUCCUCGUUGUCAUGUCAGCUAGUCCAGUCGAUAUUUCCUUCGCAAAGAAAAAUAGUAAAAUUGGGGCGAUUCUGUGGGUGGGCUAUCCUGGUCAAGAUGGAGGUUCUGCCAUAGCUCAAAUCCUAUUCGGAGACUAUAAUCCAGGUGGGAGGUCUCCUUUUACUUGGUACCCACAGGAAUAUGUAGAUAAAGUGCCAAUGACUGACAUGAAUAUGAGGCCUAAUGCUUCAAAAAACUUUCCUGGAAGAACCUACAGAUUCUACAAUGGAAAAGCCAUCUAUGAAUUUGGCCAUGGCCUAAGUUACACAACAUUUUCCAGGUUUGUAAUAUCUGCACCUUCCUCCAUCCUUAUCAAGAAAAAAUCCACUACUAAUCCAAGUAACAUUCUCUCUUCAAACUUCGACUCUCAACCAAAUGGACAAGCCAUUGAUGUCACAUCAGUGAACUGCCAGAACUUACAAUUCCAGGUAGUUAUCGGGGUGAAAAAUGAUGGAAACUUUGAUGGGUCCCACGUUGUGCUAAUGUUCUGGAAGCCGGGAAACACAUCAGUCGUGACCGGAGCACCCAAUAAACAGUUGGUGGGAUUUGAUAGAGUGGAGGUGAAGAGAAAGAAAAGUAAGACUGUUACAUUAAAGCUGGAUGUUUGCAAGGAUUUGAGCAUUGCUGAUCCAAAUGGGAAGAGAAAAUUGAUCACUGGUCAGCAUACAUUUGUGGUUGGUUCUUCGAGUGAACGCCAAGUAAAGCACAAUUUCAAUAUUGGGGUGGCAAAAAGUAGUGAAGAAGGAGGUUUUAUGCCCAACCAGUCAAAAGCAGCGGGUUGUAUCCACUUAAUUGCAGCUAUAAAUAUUGACUUGAUGAAUUUUUACUUCAAAUUCGUAAAUCAUAAUUCAUUUCAAAAGAUUAAAGAUUUUCAAACAAAUGGAAGGCUUGAUCCCGUAUCUCCUCCACGCCAUCAAGAAGCAGAGGCCGCAACAUCCAUAUCGGUGCCUCUCCGACAGCUCCACCAGAAGCUACCACCUCCUGCACGACGGAGAUAAGUCCACUGAGGGCGGUUCCUCCCACAAGAGAACGCGAUCGGAAUUUCAGGUGCCGGCGGAAGUGGCGACUUUGGACAACUUGUUCUAUACAAAAAGCUGCUUCAGAGCUUCCAUGGUGUCUGCUUCAGAAGCUAAUAACGGCUUGAGACAUAGGGGUUUCGCUUCAACCACUAAUUACCAAUUAAGUUGAUGAAAUAUAUUCAUAAAAAGUUGGGAAUUAAAUAUUAUUCUUUUAUGUAAAAUGAAGUUAUAUAGAAAUGAUAGUUUGGUGUGAUUAAGUGUAACGAAAAACAAUCGUUUACACUUAUUGGAAAAGUGUAAAUUUAAUUUAUUUGAGCUAUAUUUCAAUAUUUUUAUUUAA